AUGCAGCUUCCGUCGUCAUCGCGGAACCACGGAUAUAUCUUCGCUGCCCGUCAACUUCAGGAGAAGCGCCGGGAGAUGCGGACCCACCUGUACUCUACCUUCGUGGACCUGACGAAAACCUUCGACACGGUGAAUCGCGAAGGACUGUGGAAAAUCAUGCAGAAAUUCGGCUGUCCGGAGCGAUUCACUCAGAUGGUGCGUCAGCUGCACGACGGUAUGAUGGCGCGAGUCACGGACAACGGAGCUGUCUCAGAGACAUUCGCAGUGACCAAUGGAGUGAAUCAGGGCUGCGUACUGGCGCCUACCCUCUUCAGUCUCAUGUUCACUGCCAUGCUGAUUGACGCCUACCGCGACGAACGCCCCGGGAUCCGCAUCGCCUACAGGACGGACGGUCACUUCCUGAAUCAACGGCGGAUGCACUUCCAAUCGCGUGUAUCCACAACCACCGUUCCCGAACUCCUCUUCGCCGACGACUGCGCCCUGAACACCACCUCGGAAGAGGAGAUGCCACGGAGCAUGGACCUGUUCUCCGCUGCCCGCGAGAACCGCGGUCUGGUCGUUAACACGCAGAAGACGGUGGUGAUGCAUCAACCUCCACUCCACUCAGUCACAGCGCCCAACGCGCCGCCGAAAAUCAGCGUGAAUGGGACCCAACUGCAAGUGGUAGAGAACUUCCCGUACCUGAGCAGUACCCUCUCACGCAACACCAAGAUUGAUGACGAAGUCGCCAGCAGGAUCUCGAAAGCCAGUCAAGCCUUAGGUCGCCUCCAAAGCACAGUUUAG
Molecule: messenger RNA, 783 nt
Organism: Spirometra erinaceieuropaei
Lineage: Eukaryota; Metazoa; Platyhelminthes; Cestoda; Diphyllobothriidea; Diphyllobothriidae
Source: the annotation of a GenBank genome assembly